Phaeodactylum tricornutum CCAP 1055/1 is the source of this 1244-nucleotide messenger RNA. RefSeq lists its product with no specific name. The transcript is spliced from 2 exons. The coding region runs from base 1 to 1074 and encodes 357 amino acids. NCBI's taxonomy places the organism in Eukaryota, Bacillariophyta, Bacillariophyceae, Surirellales, Neidiaceae. The record is from RefSeq and is a predicted model, not a curated record.
AUGCUUUUGUCAAUGUUGAGGCCUGCCGCAGGCUGCUGCCUCUACUUACAGCUACUUGUUCUUUCUUUUUCCUGUGUUGAGAGUUUUUUGACUCCAUCUCAUCUACAGAACGGCCUCAAUGGUUUUUCUGGGCUACGCUACUUUCAUAUAACUGGAGCUCCACGAUUGACCGUUCCACUGUCGGAAAGUAUUGAUGCGAAUCGAGAGAGGGCCACGCUUUCAAGAAUCGUCGUCGAAGACUUUGCGCUGCUUAUUACACCUGCAGCGAUGGCUGGUAUAGCUUUCAGUCAAUACAAAGACACGUCUGUCGCCUUUCACAAUUUCGUAGAAGUCGCUUCGCAAAAUACCUGGUCACCAGUGGAUGGGGGUGCAUACCUUACCGAUCUUAUCACGCCGGCUUUGAACGGACCUGUGACAACCGUGAUAUCAAUUUUGUUUGCUACGCUGGUUUCGAUGACUGUGUCUAAUUUGUUAACAAGACAGAAUACAAUGGCUAGGGCCUUAGCUGAAAUCAUUGAUGACGCUCGUCGCACCGAGAUUCAUAUUGAAAAUUUUCCCGAGCCAUUCAGGAGUCGGGCUGACUCCCUUGUGGACAGCUUUGUACGAGGGGUUUUCGAAGACGCAGCGCAGAAAAAGAUAUGUCCAGUUUCCCUUCGCAGUCGUCAGGAGCUUGGCUCUCUUCUGAAGCUUCUCAAUCAGCUAUCACUGGAACCUAAUGCUCCGGGAAUGAUUUUGGGGGAAGCUUACGCCGCAGUUAACCGUAUUAUCGACCACCGGUCUAACCUGAUUGCUGCAUACCAAACCAGAUUUCCUAUUUGGCACUAUGGUAAUCUAGCCAUAUUGGCUUUGGCCAUUUGCGUUAUUUUUCUGAUGCUAACCGAUAAAAGCGCAUUGCUGUUUCUGGGUGGAUUUCAAUUGCGAAUGUGCUGGUCGAUGCUUAUUGGUACCUUUGCAAUGCUGGCCGUAGUCAUUUAUGACUUGAAUACGCCUCUUUCUGGUGUCUUUAAGAUUGUUGAGUCAACAAACAUGAAUUCCGCUACUCGUAAGACAUACGGCAAUAUUCUCGAAGACUAAUACAUUGGUAUGGGUAAGCGACGCAGGCAUCAUAGUCAGUAAGGGUGAUGAUCAAAAUUGUCUGCUUCCAAGUAGUUCAAACAAGGUUCCUCGCUUGGUGCACACUUGGCUCAGGAACAUGAAAUUUGCAAUAGACAAAGGCAACAGCAAUGUUAAACAUUGUGUGUAUC